Rangifer tarandus platyrhynchus (Svalbard reindeer) is the source of this 1632-nucleotide messenger RNA. Lineage: Eukaryota; Metazoa; Chordata; Mammalia; Artiodactyla; Cervidae. The record is from the annotation of a GenBank genome assembly.
AUGCCGGCUAAGGGGAAGGACAAAAAGAAAGGGAAGGGCAAAGACAAAGGCAAAGAUAAAGACAAGAAAAAGAAGAAGAUCAUAAAACUUGAGGAAUCUGUUGUGGAGAGAGCUAAGGCCAAUGCCUCCCUUUGGGAGGCCAGGCUGGAAGUCACAGAACUCUCUAGGAUUGAGUAUCGUGAUACUUCCCGGAGACUGGCAAGGUGUAAUGAAGAGUUAAAGAGACAGCAGUAUAAAAUGGAGAAAGACACAAUGUCUGUAUUGAACCAUCUGAAGAAACAGGAUCAGGAGAAAGAUAAUCUGAUUGAAAAACUGAAACAGCAAUUGAAUGAAACAAAGGAAAAAGCCCAAGAGGAGAAGGAAAAAUUGGAACAAAAAUUUACUAUGCAAGUAAGUGAGCUGGAGGGACAGUUCCAUCAAAAGGCCAAAGAAAUUGGCAUGGUUCAGACAGAGCUCAAAACAAUAAAACAAUUCCAGAAGAGAAAAAUCCAAGUGGAGAAGGAAUUAGAUGAUCUAAAGGAGGAUUUAAGGAACACAGAGCGGAAACAUCAGGAGACUCUUAGAAGACUGGAAGGCAAGUUUUUUGAAGAAAAGCAUAGACUAGAAAAAGAGGCUGAAAAGAAGAUAAUAACGCUGGCAGACAGAGCCCACCAUGAAGCUGUCGUGCAAUUGAACAAUGCUGGAAGAAGUGUUUUUAAAGAGAAUAUUUAUCUCCAGAAAGCUCUCGCAUACCAUCUGAAGGAAGCUGAUGCUCUACAAAAAAACUCCCAGAAGUUGCAAGAGACUCAGACUUUCCUUUUAGAGCAAAAGGAGAUCAAUGAUCUGUUGGUUAAAGAAAAGAUAAUGCAACUUACCCAGCAGAGAUUACAAAUCCAAACUCUUCAGAAGAAGGUAGUAAGCCUGGAGAAUGCCCUGGUUUGCAUGACCAAAGAGUUUGAGACUGAAGUUUUAAAACUGCAGCAACAGGCAAUGGUAGAGAACCAAGCAGGUCAGGUUGAAAUUUUCAAGCUGCAGCAACUUCUUCAGAUGAAGGACAAGGAAAUGAAUCGAAUAAAGAAGCUGGCCAAGAACAUACUAGAUGAGAGAACAGAAGUGGAAAGAUUCUUUUUAGAUGCUCUGCACCAAGUAAAGAAACAGAUCCUGUUUAGCAGAAAGCAUUAUAAACAGGUAGCACAAACUGCCUUCAAUCUUAAAAUGAGAGAGGCAUGUGCAGGAAGAAUGGAAUAUCCCAAAAUCCGAACGUUUGAUGGCAGAGAACACAGCACCAAUAGCGUGAAUCAGGAUCUUAUGGAGGCUGAUAAAUGGACAGAUAUUCAAGGAAAUGUGGAUAUUGGAGAUUUGACCUGGGAGCAGAAGGAGAAAGUCUUGAGACUGCUCUUUGCAAAAAUGAAUGGCUUUGUUCCCAGGAAAUACAGCCAGAGUUCUAGACCUCCAGUUCCAGACUGUGUUGUUCCUGACGAUGAAACAACAAAGGAGUUUGGGGAUGAAAGUAAGCUUCAAGAUCAAACGUUCAUCACCCAGCAAGUGCCAAUCUUAAACUCUACUGGUGAACUGCUGAUACGCAAUAUUCAGAAAGGAUCACAAGAGUCUGACACAGUAAGGAGCUAUAAUCUAACCAAACAAUACAUGUAA